AUGAAUGCCUCUGGGUGUGACUCAAAUGACACAAGUCAGCCAUGGCAGCCACAACCUGUGGAAUUAGGGACUGCAUCCAAGGUGGCCCUUAUUGAACAGCCAAUGCAGAGGGCAAGCAGUGAGACAGAAGUUCAUGCGGUGGUUCUAUCAGAAAUGGGACUACAGUCAAGCCACCGAGCUAAAGAGCCAAAUAAGGUUCCAUCUGGGGCAGCAAAAGCCCGAGGUGUCAAGACUGCCUCGAAGGCCAGCACUCCAGCUGAUAAGCCAUCCUCUACCAGCAGGGUCAAGCCCAUCAAUUUGAGUAAUAACAAGGACACUGCAGUCAUGGUCUGGAACAAGAGCAGCAGCAGCAGUCUUGAAACCAGCACAAGUGAACAAGAAGUUGACAAGGUGAAGGGAGUGGCUGUAGCCAAAAACAAAGAGAACCACAAGCCACCAUCUGCCAUUACGCAAAGCACAGCUCCAGCAAAGAAAGGAAAGACAAUAUCCAAGCCAAACCGUCCACCGCAUGAGAUGGUGCCACCAAAAGCACCCCCUCCAAAGAAGUCCGGUUUCAAGGUUCCAAAGAAAGAAGUAACCUCAAAAGCAGAAGCAAAGCAUUUGCAAGCUGCUGCACUAGUUAAUGGAGGUCAGCCAGGGGCAAGCACUAGCAAAGUGGCCGAGGCGAAGCUGCAAGCUUCAGUGGCAAACCUGAACAAAGCUAACUCGAAAGCUAGUUCCAACAAAGCAACCGAGGCAAAGCCACAAGCCGCGACAGCAGAAGCGAAUGCAACUCACUCCAAAGCUGGUACCAGCAAAGCAGCUGAGGUUAAUCUGCAGGCUGCCCCAUCACACCUCAAUGAUGUGCCACCAAGGGCAAGCACCAACACGUCGUCAACUGACACAAAUACACAAGCUGUGCUGGUGAACACAGACCAAGCCCAGCCGAAGUUGAGCACUGGCUGCAUAGUCGACUCGGAAGACAGCGACUUUGAGUCACUCUCAAACACGCAGGAGCUCACGUUUGAGGACACGCUGUCUUCAAUUUCCCAGAGCUUAGAGAUGAGCCAGGAAGAGGAUUCAGACUUUGCUAGCUUGGAAGGCGUGGACGGCUCACAGCCAUUUGACAUGGAAGAGUAG
Molecule: messenger RNA, 1119 nt
Organism: Dermacentor silvarum
Lineage: Eukaryota; Metazoa; Arthropoda; Arachnida; Ixodida; Ixodidae
Product: nucleolar and coiled-body phosphoprotein 1-like
Exons: 1
Coding region: 1-1119 (372 amino acids)
Source: RefSeq, a predicted model, not a curated record